AUGAUGAUGCUACUGCUGAUGAUGAUGAUGAUGAAUUGUUUUGGGUCAGUUGAUCCACGUCACUGGCUCACUGCGACAAAAUAGUGAAGCUCUCAUCAUUAAACUAUCAGCUGAUGCUUCACCUUUCAGCACCGCGGACAGCUCCGUUCUGCAGACCGAGCAGAUGGCGACGGUUAUAAAAGCGCGCGUGAAGCGUCUCUGCACCGUAGACCCACACCGACAACAUGAGGCGCAGUACGCCGCACAGAAUCACUCAAUAUGAGGACUUACAAGACAAACCAAGACGUUCGGGGUUAGAUAUCAGUGACGUGAUGAGGGGGGCCAAGCCGUUAUCUGGAAAGUUUAACGAAAAGGAAUUGAUGCAUGGCUUGAACGAUCGCCUCGCAGGAUUCAUAGCGAAGGUGCACCAGCUGGAGCACCACAAUCAUCUGCUGGAGAGAGAAAUCCAGGAGAUCAGAGGGAAAGCGAAGCCCGCAUCCUGCCUGGAGGAGGAGUAUGGACCAGAGCUCAGGAGACUGAGACAGAUGGUUCAGGAUAUUACUCAGCAGAAGCAUCAGAUUGAAAUCGAGCAUCAGAAUUUAGAGGAAGAACUAUCCAACCUGAGAAGACAACAUGAACGAGAUGCGCGUAGCAGAUCAGAUGCGGAGAGCAGUAUUAUGGUCCUGAAGAAGGACAUCAAUGACGCCUAUCAGGCUAAACUACAGCUGGACAAAAAAGCGCAGUCUCUCGUGGAUGAAAUCCACUUCUUGAAGAGAAACCACGAGGUCGAGGUGUCAGAGAUAUCGGACCAAAUCCAGGACCUGCAGGUGACCGUCAAGGCGCAUGACUUUGGCAACCCCGGCGUCACUGCGGCACUCCGGGACAUCAGGGCACAGCUGGAAGGUCAUGCGGUGACCGACGUCCAGCAGGUAGGGGAAACUUUCCGAUCUCAGUUUGCAAGAUUAACAGAGGAUGCUGAGUCCAAGAGAGAGGCUUUAAAAGCGACCCAGCAGGAGAUUCAGGAGCACAGGAGACGCCUGCAGGCCAAAAACAUCGAACUGGACUGCGCUAAAGGCGCCAGGGAAGCGCUGGAGAAGCAACUGCAUGACGUCGAGGAUCGCCACAAGGAGGAAAUCAUCCACUAUCACAACACAAUCAAAGAACUUGAAAAUGAGCUCAUAAAUUGCAAAUUUGACAUGUCUGGUUACCUGCGGGAGUAUCAGGACCUAUUAAAUGUGAAGAUGGCUUUGGAUGUGGAGAUAAUGUCUUACAGGAAACUUCUCUGUGGUGAAGAAGCUCGGCUUUCUGCAGUAUCAGACACCCACAUGUCUUUGCCCUACAUCUACCACCAGUCCCCUGUUUACACCCUCCCCUGCCUCAGCCGGCCAGGCGGCCCACACAGAAGAGCAGAGCCCCAGUAUAAGUUUGUGGAGGAGAUCAUAACAGAGACCACCAGGGAAAUUGAGAUGUCAGAAUUUGAGGAAACAGGAUCUGAGGAGACAGAAGUAGGAAAAGAUGAGCAGGACUGUACUAAAAGAGAUAGACAGGGCUGUGAGGAGGAGAAGGAUAGUAAAGACAGUGGAGAGGAAGAGAGUGAGCAGAUGUCUCACAGUGAGCAGAAUGAAGAAACAUCAGUAGGAGAUUUAGUGAAUGGAGGUGAUGAUGGGGAUGGUGGAAGUCCUGUUGAGGUGGAUGAUGGUGAACAAAGUCAAAAAAGAAAAGAAGAGUCAGAGGAGACUGAAGCAGUUGACACUGAAGGAGACAAUGGCAUAGAUAAAAAUACUCAAAGCAAAGUGUUAUUAAGUGAGAGCUGUGAUGAGGAUGAAGGUGAGCAACAGGAAAAAGUAGCUGAAAAGACAAAAGAAGAGAAAGAAGAUGCAGUUCAGAAAGAUUUCUCUCCAAAAGCAGAUGAUUUAAAACCAGAGGUCAGUGUGGAGGAUGAACCUGUGAAUGAUAGAGAAGAAGAUGCGCAGAAAGAUUUUAUUUCAGUCCAAGUGAAGAGGCCGGUUGAUGAGACCUUGGCCCAAGUGUCUAAAGUGUCUAAAUCAGACAAAAUCAAAGAGUUGAGCAGUGCUGCUCAAAUGCAAGAUAAGAAAACAACAGAUUUUACAACAGAGACAAAGAGCCCUCUUUCCACAGAGACAGACGAGCUUUCAGAAAAGGCUCGAGUAACUUCAAAUACAACACUCAAGAGUGAGGAAAGGGAAAACAUUCAUGCAGAACAAAAGGAAAUCAAUAAAUCUGAGGCUGCAAAAGGUGAGGACAAAGUAGCAAACAGCACUGAAGAUCCUCGACAUGACAGCAAUAAAAGCCAAGAUGAAGAGUUGUCGCUAAAAUCUAAUGUUAAAAGUCUCCCUGAAGUGGAAGAUCAGAAGCCAAUCAGUGGAGAUAAGACUGAAACUGACCAAACUAUGUUGUCAAAUGAAAAGACAAGUACCGGUGCAGAAAUCAAAGAGUUACAUCAGAAGGGGGCAGAAAGCAGCCAGGCUCAGAAACCAGAGCUGACCGAAGGCUCAGAGAAAACAAAUGAUCCACAAGGUAAAGCUGAGAAGGUAGAGAGCAGUAAGUCAGAGAAAUAAAAGAAAAACCAAACAGAGGUGAUGUCUGAGGUUGCAGAGGAUGUAAGGAUGAGGGACAUUUGCACCUUAAAUUUAAUAAGCCAGCAGUUGAUAUGCAAAUGUAAGGGAGAGUGAAGCUGAAAAUAGAGAAUGGCUUAACUAAUGCAAAUGCAAAUUCAAGGUCUAAGCUAAGCCAAGCAAAGAAAAGAGCUCCUGUUGCUGUAAUGUCUCUUCAAACAGAGAGAGCAUGAUUCUUCUGUUUGCAUCAGAUCUGCCUUUGAACUUUAAAGCAGCUUGGGAUGUAUUCAAAUCUUUUGACUCACCACAUAAAUAUAAUCAUGAAUGUAAAUGAUGCAAGGUAAAUCCUGAAUUUGCAUUUGUCUUUAUCUGCUUUGGUAUGCGCUGACAAAUAAAUGCAAUAUGAAAAUAA
Seriola aureovittata is the source of this 2967-nucleotide messenger RNA. RefSeq names its product neurofilament light polypeptide. Lineage: Eukaryota; Metazoa; Chordata; Actinopteri; Carangiformes; Carangidae. Gene Ontology annotation, biological process: neurofilament bundle assembly. The transcript has 3 exons. Gene Ontology annotation, cellular component: cytoplasm; intermediate filament; postsynaptic intermediate filament cytoskeleton. Gene Ontology annotation, molecular function: structural constituent of cytoskeleton. The record is from RefSeq and is a predicted model, not a curated record. The coding region runs from base 225 to 2558 and encodes 777 amino acids.